Molecule: messenger RNA, 2618 nt
Organism: Nymphaea colorata (pocket water lily)
Lineage: Eukaryota; Viridiplantae; Streptophyta; Magnoliopsida; Nymphaeales; Nymphaeaceae
Exons: 7
Coding region: 131-1564 (477 amino acids)
Molecular function (GO): nucleic acid binding
Source: RefSeq, a predicted model, not a curated record
GGUCUUCUACUCGCUCCGCAACACGAUGAUUCUUUUCUCUUUUCCCUCCUGAUUUUCUCUCGCUCCCCCAUCUCUCUCUCUCUCUCUCUCUGCCUGUGGCUUCUCUCCCUCCCUCCCUCCCCAUCCGGUCAUGGAGGGCCAUUCGGAAGACCCUGGUGCCCCUGACUCCUGGGAAUCGGCCGAUUUGGAGGAGGGCGUCAAGCGCCUGUUGGUCUCCACUCCCUCCUCGAGGAGGUCCCCUCCUGAAUUCUCAGAUGACGAGCCCCAAGUCGGCCCACCGCAGGCGGCUGGGGUUGCCGAUGCUUCCACUUCCUCCUCCUCCUCCUCUGCUGCAGCCGCGUCUGAUCGAAACAGCGCCUUUCUUGAGGCAGUUGCCCAGGUCGACCCGUUCCUCCGCGAAGCUCUUCAGAACCCUCGCGAACGCCUGUCGAUUCUGCGUAUGGAGCAAGACGUUGAGAAGUUCAUCCAUGACCCUAGGCAACAACAACUUGAAUUUCAGCAGCUUCCUACAUCCUACCUGCGAUUGGCGGCCCAUCGGAUUGCCCAACAUUACUAUCUUCAAUCAAUGGUUGUGUUGGACAAUAACUUAGCUGACAGUUCUGGUUCUAAGAUUGUAUUACGUAAAAUACCUGGUUCCAGGCUUCCUCUAGUUCGGCUGGCUGAUAUACCUGUAAAUCUACCACAAGAUGACAACAGUAAGGUGGUCAAGGUGGCCAUCAAACAGCGCCCUCAGAAGUUGGUCCAGUCCUUUAGCAACACAAGCCAUCAUUCUUCCAAGGCAAAUUAUCUGAGAAGCGUUGAAGAAAGGAAGGAGGAGUACAAUAAAGCCCGUGCAAGGAUAUUUAGCCACAACAAUAGUAGCAGCUUUGGGGCAAAGUCUGAAAGUGAUCAAGCUGUCUCAGAGAGUUCACAACAUAGCCCUUCAUUGACUAGGGUGGAGGAGAAAACUUUGUUUGAGGGCUCGGAAAUUAACUCUGGGAAAGGCUUAGGUGAAUCUUCUUUGGGUGGUGCAAGGUCAAAUCGGAACAGAAGUGACAAAGAAAUUGUUGGUAGGUCGAAGCCAAACAGCAGAGUGGCCAUUUUCAGAGAUCGGGACCUUGACCGGAAGGAUCCUGAUUAUGAUCGUAGUUAUGAUAGGUACAUGCAGAGAUUUGACCCUGGUUUUGGCUUCACCUCUGGGCCCUACACCAUACAGCCUAUGUAUUCUCCAGCGAUUAACUACAAUACCGAGUUCCCCCAGCUUGGAGCUGCAUCCCUUAGGCCUCAGAUUCCUAUGGAGCAUGCACCUAGAGCAGUUACUCAGCAUCCUCGUGGACCAUGGGCAGCAACUGGAUCUACAACGGCAAUAAAUUAUGCUCCCCAUGAUGGCAUGAUGACUCCUUUCAAUCCUCCCCAUGUGGGAGGACAUUCUUCUUCUGCCAUCUAUCUGCAGUCAUCUCAGUAUGCUUGUCCGCGUCCUGGAUUGCCAUUUCUAAAUCAGCAUGAAUCUGUUCACCAACCAUUUCCACAGCAGCCUCACCAACAGCAGUCUGAAGCUAGUUUUGGAUUAGGCCGGCCCCGUUGAGGGGCUUCGGCCAUGCCUGCAUGCCUGCCAGCAAUGGGCUUCCGAUUUCGAUCGGCAGAGAGUCCAUGGGUGCAACAAUUUUUUGAAUUGGCAUGGCAUGCAGGCAUGAAGGCUGAGACUGAAUGGAGUGGCCACGUUAAAAGAUCAUGUCACAGACACCGCAUCAAGCCGCUCCAUCAUUCUCAGUUCUUGAGGGCAAACGCAUGGCUUUUCAACCGUUAUCUAGCCCCUCAUGAGCUUGGUAAGCCAUGCUUUUGGCCUAUGCGUGAAGACAGAAUAGCCAUCCGUAAUCUGGAUGUGUACAUAGACGGUACCAAUGAAAUGCCACUUGAUGGACCGCUAUCCACAGCAUUUCCUCCUGUGAAUACAAGUGGACCAUACGCCGCGGAGGCCAGUAAGGAAUAUCAGGAGAUGAGACCUAGUAGCAAACGAACAGUGCAUAUUUGGGGAGUUGGCUCUUCAGUGCUACCUUUGACAUGUAUUUGGCGCUCCUCUCAUGCGAUGUCUAGAAACCCGUCUAAAAUCUAGCGUCCGAGCUGUUCUGCCACUUGUGCAAACUGGUCUGCAUGUUCCUUGCAUCCUGGUGUCUUGUUCUCCUGUACAUGCUAUGUGUCCAUGUUUGGUGGGUUCAUUUAGGUUCUUUCUUUUUGGAUGAGACAUUCGUCUUUCCGGUAAAUCGUCGGGAGAUGGCUUUUUCUGUAAAUAGCCUUUUCUACUUUAAGGGGUGUGGUAAAGGCCGCACCUGUGAGACCGGUAAGGGUCCGACUUUUUUUCCCAGGGAAGUUUUCCAGUUGGUGUUCGUUGCCGUAUUCACUGGAUAAUAUUGGCGUACAUCUUUUUUAUGUAAAGUCGUUUCCACAACACUGGGCAUCUUAAAUUGUAUUUAAGUCGUAAUCUUGCACAUAUAGAAGGGAAGAGGAGUACUAUUGUGGUUGGUGUAAUUUUACAGGAGGACGCUGUGGUUCAUUCUGUUUUGCUGCGUGAGUCUUUUUUCCCAACUCAAGUAGCUAGUGAGAUUUGGUUUCUCAUGUGGAAUGAAAUAAUGAUUUGUAAA